This is a messenger RNA of Aspergillus homomorphus CBS 101889, 1665 nucleotides long. RefSeq names its product scramblase family protein. The transcript has 3 exons. The record is from RefSeq and is a predicted model, not a curated record. Gene Ontology annotation, molecular function: phospholipid scramblase activity. Lineage: Eukaryota; Fungi; Ascomycota; Eurotiomycetes; Eurotiales; Aspergillaceae. The coding region runs from base 1 to 1665 and encodes 554 amino acids. Gene Ontology annotation, cellular component: plasma membrane. Gene Ontology annotation, biological process: plasma membrane phospholipid scrambling.
AUGUGGAGUACUAUACUCCGACCAUCGCAUGCGCGAUGCCUCCGAACUCCCAGUCGAGCAUAUGCCAGUUCCCUGAACCGCGGACGGGUCAAGCCUCGUGGCCCUCGCAAUUCAAUACGCAGACCAGAACCUAUCAGACCAAAUGUACCCUCUUCUGAACCUCAACCCUCGAAUGCAGCGACGCCGCCUCCUUCCGAAUCUCCGAAUCCCCAGUACGACCCUUCGCAAAACACGCUACUCGCUCCUGUUCACAUCCCCGAAGAUCCUCAUGGAGUGAUCAAAGAGACUCAUCCGGCAACGUCCAUCCUGGCGAACUCCGGACUGGUAGUUCAGCGCCAGCUGGAGUUGAUGAAUGUCUUGAUCGGAUUUGAACAAGCCAAUAAAUAUGUCAUUAUGGAUGCCAAUGGAAACCAUAUCGGCUUCAUGGCAGAACAAGAGAAAGGCAUGGGAAAUAUGAUGGCGCGGCAGUGGUUCAAUACCCACCGGAGCUUUGUCACUCAUGUGUUUGACAAACACGAAAAGGAAGUACUGAGGUUCCACCGUCCAUUCUCCUGGAUCAAUUCCCGGAUCCGCGUGUACGAUCCUCUGGAGGUGGCCAAAGGUGCCUAUUCUACGUCCACCGCAGUACAAAUCAACUCUGCAAACUCAUUGGCUCAAGCCUCGGGUGAUUCGAAUGCCCGCGUUUCGUCUCUUAAUUUCGAGGACAUGCGAGUGAUUGGGGAAGCACAACAGCAGUGGGCUCCGCUACGGCGCAAAUAUAACUUAUUCACAUAUCACCGCUCUCCCAAUUCAGCUUUGGACAUGGGAAUGAAGACAUUACCGAUGGAAGAAACCGGCCUGUCCAGCUCUCAGCAAACGCAGCUAGUCAAGACAUCCCAAGCUGAUCAGACUUCGGGUGUCUAUAAUCAGUUCGCCUAUGUGGAUGAGCCUUUUCUGUCGUGGGACUUCUCUCUCCGUUCCGCUGAUAGCCGGCUAAUUGGCUCUGUGAACCGGAAUUUUGCCGGCUUUGCUCGCGAGCUCUUCACUGAUACUGGCGUGUAUGCCUUGAGAAUGGACUCUGCCUCUCUUAGCGAGCAGGCUCCCGAACAAUCCAAUGCCGCGACUGCAAUGAGUCUAGACCAGCGUGCUGUUAUGUUGGCCACCGCCGUCAGCAUUGACUUUGACUACUUCAGUCGCCAUAGCGGCGCCGGUGGCUUUGGCUUCAUGCCCCUCUGGUUUCCCGGUUUUGGCGGAGAGGCUGCCGCUGGGGGAGCUGCCGCUGGGGGGGCUGCUGCUGGCGAGGCUGGAGCCGCUGGCGCCACUGGGGCUGUUGGAGAAGCAGCUGCAGGUACCCUCGGUAGGACUGGGGCUGGUGCCGUUGGCGGCAUAGCCGAUGGUGCCGCAGCAGGGGCAGCAGGCGCCGGCGCCAUGGCGGGGUACGACGCAUUGUCUAGGGGCGCAGGCGCUAAUCAACCUACUCCUCCCGACUCUCAAGCUCCUCCUGUGGGCCAGCAGCCACCGGCACAAGGUCAGACAGGCCCAUAUGGAGAUCUUUGGGCAGAUGAGCCAAACGAGAAUCCAUGGGACCAUCAAGAAGAUCCUAGGGCUCCUGAGGAAGACUCGUGGAUGGAUGAAGACGAUGGCGGAGGCGACGGAGGCGAUGGCGAUGGCUGGGACUUUUUUUGA